GCAAGUUACGAGGUCUUCCGGUACGCUCUCGGUUAGAGGACACUGUGUCACAGGGAAAGAGAAAGGGAGCAGUUUUUUUGAGCAAGUCAGAUUAGAAAAACCCAAUCUAACAAACCGACAAUAUGUUUUCCCGAACAGUGAGACCUACCAUCCGCCUCGCCAAGAGCUUUUCCACCUCGUCGAAAAGCGACGCUAAAGUGGCCGUGCUAGGUGCGUCUGGCGGCAUAGGCCAGCCGCUGUCUCUGCUACUGAAGAACAGCCCCUUGGUGAGUCACCUUUCUCUGUACGAUAUCGCCCACACCCCCGGGGUGGCCGCCGACCUCAGCCACAUCGAGACUCGGGCCAAAGUCACCGGCCACAUGGGUCCCGAUCAGCUGGAUGCCGCACUGAAAGGCUGCGAGGUCGUUGUCAUCCCCGCUGGCGUUCCCCGGAAACCCGGCAUGACCCGCGACGAUCUCUUCAACACCAACGCGACGAUCGUGGCCACCUUGGCAGACGCCUGCGCCCGCUAUUGCCCCGAAGCCAUGAUCUGCAUUAUCGCCAACCCAGUCAACUCCACCAUCCCCAUAACAUCAGAGGUCAUGAAGAAGCAUGGCGUCUACAACCCCAACAAAGUGUUUGGUGUCACGACCCUUGAUAUCGUCAGAGCGAAUACUUUUGUGGCAGAGCUCAAAGGCUUAGACCCAGCACGCGUCAAUGUACCUGUGAUCGGAGGUCAUGCAGGAAAGACCAUCAUCCCCCUCAUCUCACACUGCACACCCAAAGUAGAGUUUCCUGCUGACCAGCUGGCUGCUCUCACCGGAAGAAUCCAGGAGGCUGGUACUGAAGUGGUGAAGGCCAAGGCUGGAGCCGGCUCCGCCACACUGUCCAUGGCCUACGCUGGGGCCCGUUUCACCUUCUCCGUCCUGGAUGCCAUGAACGGAAAGGAGGGUGUAGUGGAAUGCGCCUUUGUCCGGUCAGAGGAGACCGAGUGCAAGUACUUCUCCACUCCUCUCCUCCUUGGGAAGAACGGCAUUGAGAAGAACCUUGGGCUCGGCAAGCUGUCAGCCUUUGAGGAGAAGCUGGUGGCUGAUGCCAUCGGUGAACUUAAAGGCUCCAUCAAAAAGGGAGAGGACUUUGUGGCUAACAUGAAGUGAAGAGGGGACAUUAACUUAGUUGAUCCCAGCAUUGUUCAUUGCUCAUUUGUCCAGUCUUAAAAGAAAGGCAUGCAGGCCAGUUGUUUAGCAUCACCGUGUUUCUGCUUUAAUCUUUUCAUAGCAGUGGGGCCGGGAGUGUUUUGGUUUCUCUUCCCCCCGACAUCUUCACCCCUUAUUAUGUUUAGUCAUAUCUGUAGUCUAAACAUUGCACUUAUAUGUGUGGCUAUAUAGUAACAUGGACUCAUUGUACUGUGGCUCCCCUAUAUUUAUUUUUGUAAGUAUCAAGGUCAGAGGAUGAUGAAUUUUCAUAUGUCCACAUUUUUAUGCCUGUGGGAAUGGUCUGUGACCAGUGGGGUCCUCACUUAAUGCUGAAUCAAAUCAAAGGAAAAAAUGAUACCUGUUGAUGCAAAUAGUCGUACGUCACAAAUGAGCAGAAUGUUGGUAACUUCAAUAAACGGUUGAGCUUGAAACAAAA
This is a messenger RNA of Lampris incognitus (smalleye Pacific opah), 1611 nucleotides long. It is a transcript of the gene mdh2, whose product is annotated as malate dehydrogenase 2, NAD (mitochondrial). Lineage: Eukaryota; Metazoa; Chordata; Actinopteri; Lampriformes; Lampridae. The coding region runs from base 123 to 1136 and encodes 337 amino acids. Gene Ontology annotation, cellular component: mitochondrion; cytoplasm. Gene Ontology annotation, biological process: tricarboxylic acid cycle; malate metabolic process. Gene Ontology annotation, molecular function: L-malate dehydrogenase (NAD+) activity. The record is from RefSeq and is a predicted model, not a curated record. The transcript has a single exon.